AUGCAGUUCUUCAGCAGAAGAAAGAAGUUGAUUGGCAACUCUCAGACUGAGCAGCUGUAUGGACAUUGUCUUCAGUUCUAUGGUCAGCCCCCCAUCGAAAAUAUUUCUCUCUCCGAGUUUGAGACCUUCGCUGUGGAAAGGCUGAAACGUAAGUUGUCUAGCUAGCUUCAGUUACUGCUGGUUUACACGUGUACUGUUAUGAACUAACUGGGUAACACUUUACUUGACACCCAGCGUCAUAACACGUUAUGACACGGUCAUAACAGCUGACAUAACCUGUCGUAAUAUGGUCAAAACACUGUCAUCACACAUAUUUAGACCUGUUAUAUAUUUAUUGAUAUAUAUAUAUAAACAUUAUUUUUUAUUAUAGCUGGUUAUGACAACUACAGAAGUUUGUCAAAACCCACAAAAACCUACCAUGUAAUUAUUUUAUGGCUGGUUAUGACACCUACUUACAAGACAAAACAUUCCAUUACACCAUAGCCAACUUGUAAUAUAAUAUAUGCCGUUUAGCAGACACUUUUAUCUAAAGCGACUUACAGUCAUGCGUGCAUACAUUUUUACGUAUGGGUGGUCCCGGGGAUCGAACCCACUACCCUGGCGUUACAAGCGCCAUGCUCUACCAAUUGAGCUACAGAAGACCACAACUUGUCAACAGUAUGUUUGUUAUAUAACAUUUUCUGAAAUUGACCAUAUUAAAUAUGAUUGUAACUGUGCACAAAUUGAUGUCAGACAUGCACCUACCCCAAUGCUCUGUUGCUGAUGAAUGCAGGAGCAGAUUUCAGAAGCAGGAGAAGACACCCUCUUUUUGACUGACUGACAUAAGGGCAUGUACGUGAUAGGCCUAUCUGGCUUAUAUGAAUAUGAUGGUCAUAAUGCUUCUGGACAGUGUCAUAAUGUGUAUUUUCUGCUAGUUAUUUAAAAUAUGAUGAGAAAAUAAACAUGACAGUAAAGAAUUCAUUACAACAACAACUGACUUAAGAAACAAACUUUCUUGGCAGGGAAAAAACACAUUUGAAUAAAUGUGGGUUUUGACACUUAUGUAGACAUAAUAUAAUGCAGUAUGUCACAACAGGUGUAAAUAUAUGGGUCAUGACAGUGUUAUGACCAUAUUAUGACAUGGUUAUGACUGUGUCAUAACGUGUUAUGAAGCUGGGUGUCAAGUAAAGUGUUACCACUAACGGGAUACAUUUGUCUGACAGUGUCACCUUUUAUUUACAUAGCUAACGUUGCAUGGUGUUUUGAACAUGUUUUGUCAUUCCAGUGUUGAAGACUGUUGAAAACCUUGGAGUGAGCUAUGUGAAAACAUCUGACCAAUAUACCAAGAAACUGGAUGCAGAGUUCUCAAACUUGAACUUUCCCUACAAAAUAGAGGCUGUGAGUACAACAUGA
Messenger RNA from Coregonus sp. 'balchen', 1392 nucleotides. The record is from the annotation of a GenBank genome assembly. NCBI's taxonomy places the organism in Eukaryota, Metazoa, Chordata, Actinopteri, Salmoniformes, Salmonidae.